Messenger RNA from Cyphellophora attinorum, 1296 nucleotides. RefSeq lists its product as uncharacterized. The coding region runs from base 1 to 1296 and encodes 431 amino acids. NCBI's taxonomy places the organism in Eukaryota, Fungi, Ascomycota, Eurotiomycetes, Chaetothyriales, Cyphellophoraceae. The transcript is spliced from 2 exons. The record is from RefSeq and is a predicted model, not a curated record.
AUGCAUCCAACUCUGGGCUCGGAUGAGCAUACGAUGCUUAUGUUUGGUAACGCGCCAUCACGAGAAAAGCGAGAGGUGACGGAAGUGUUGGACACAGUUCGUGCUGGCUCUGUCCCAGAUCUGCGUCGAUAUUAUGCUAUCUCGCCUGCCAGCAUGCUUGCUAGGCCUGUUGAGGCCGAGAAUGCCCAGGAGAUCUCCAUAUCGGAAUUGAACCACGAUCCCACAAGUGCUUCCAACAACAUUGCACAUGCUGCUGCUGCGGCCCCAAGCGCCUCCAUCCACGCAUCUGGUCCGGAUCCCAACAAUGGUCUUCUCUUUGAUGAUGAAGCACAUAUGCGCAACAUUCUUGCUGCCCAUCAAUUGCUCGACAACGUUCCAAAUGCUCCCCGGGUUCACUUUCGAUUCAACGUGGCUGGCAUGCUGGUCGACAUGGACACGCAGGGUCAUCCUAUCGAUUGCUACCCCUGCAUCUCGAACAUCGAUGUGGUGUCGUCCGUGGAUGAAAACCUCAACCACCUCAAGCGGACCGCAACCGACGCGCUCACCACUCGCUUCCCCAUCCUAUUCGCAACGAUCGGUGACCGGUCAAAGGCUGUGUUCUAUGUCCUCGCUCAACUUCCGGUACCCAACCAACCCCACACAGUCAUUGAGAAAGACGCUGAGUUGAAAGCCUGGGUACGGAAUUUGGCCAAAACCACGACGAGAUUCCAACCUGUGGUCGAGAAAGAGUAUGGCGUUUCGUUCCCCUACGAUGCCGAGGCUGUCAAGACCAGGAAAGCUGCCAAAAGUAGCAGUGGUGUCAAGAACGAAGACAGUACACACGCUCAGGGCCCAGAUACAGGUUCAGCUUCUGGUGUCAAAGACGCCGCCUCCGCGCCGCAGACUCGGAACGAAGACGGCGCUGACGCUGACGACCGAGAUGCCGGUACAGGUUCCGGUGUCAGAAAGACCCCCGCCGUGCCUCAAACUCACACAGAAGACGGCCCAGACGCCGGCACAGGUACCAAGCACGCCUCCGAUGUCGAAGAAGUUCCCGCCGUACCUCAAACUCAGAAUGCCAUCAACAAAUGUCGAUUUCCUCGCUGCGGUCGUGAGUUGCCCAAUCUCGCACUUCUUCGAACACACAUUUAUAGGUACCACGGUCCCGACGCUGUGAGAGUCAAUGAGUCAAAGCAAUACGAAUGCUGGUGGAAGGGGUGUGUCGGCUUUAGUGAGGAUGGCAAAGCCAGCCCAAAGUUUGCAUUUGCAAGCAUGAUUGAGUGGAUGGACCAUGUCGACGAGGCACAUCUGCAUUAG